Molecule: messenger RNA, 720 nt
Organism: Telopea speciosissima
Lineage: Eukaryota; Viridiplantae; Streptophyta; Magnoliopsida; Proteales; Proteaceae
Product: protein mago nashi homolog
Exons: 4
Coding region: 57-509 (150 amino acids)
Biological process (GO): RNA splicing
Cellular component (GO): exon-exon junction complex; nucleus
Source: RefSeq, a predicted model, not a curated record
UACAGAGAGAGAGAGAGAGAGAGAGAGAGAAAAGAGAGAGAGAGAGAGAGAGGAAAAUGGCAGUCGAAGACAACGGGGAGAUAUAUUUGAGGUACUACGUAGGGCACAAAGGGAAGUUCGGGCAUGAGUUCUUGGAGUUCGAGUUUCGUCCCGAUGGGAAGCUUCGCUACGCCAACAACUCUAACUACAAGAACGACACUAUGAUCCGUAAGGAAGUCUUCCUCACCCCCGCUGUUAUUAAGGAAUGCCGCAGAAUAAUUGCCGAAAGCGAGAUAAUGAAGGAAGAUGAUAACAACUGGCCGGAACCCGACCGAGUUGGGCGGCAGGAGCUUGAGAUUGUGAUGGGGAAUGAGCACAUCUCUUUCACCACUUCAAAGAUUGGCUCUCUCGUCGAUGUUCAGAGCAGCAAAGAUCCUGAAGGACUUCGCUUCUUCUAUUACCUUGUCCAGGACCUUAAGUGCUUUGUGUUCUCUCUUAUCUCUCUGCAUUUUAAGAUCAAGCCAAUAUAAGCAAGGAGCACAGCUUUUGGUGCUAUGAUCUGAGUAAGUUGCCGUGGUACUAUAAUUUGGUUUUGAUAGGCACCAGGAAAUAUAAGCAUCCGUGUCAGUUUUGUUCUUACAUUUAGAUGUUCCUCUGUGCCUAUGUUUUCAAGUAUGGGUUUGAUAUAUUUGACUUUUGAAUUUAACUGAUGGAGAAGGUGGUGUGGGAGUUGUUACAUAA